This is a messenger RNA of Nematolebias whitei (Rio pearlfish), 579 nucleotides long. Its product is annotated as propionyl-CoA carboxylase beta chain, mitochondrial. Lineage: Eukaryota; Metazoa; Chordata; Actinopteri; Cyprinodontiformes; Rivulidae. Gene Ontology annotation, molecular function: propionyl-CoA carboxylase activity. Gene Ontology annotation, cellular component: mitochondrion. The record is from RefSeq and is a predicted model, not a curated record.
GGUGCCGUUCAGAUCAUCUUCAGAGGAAAAGAAAAUCAGGCAGAGGCAGAGGCUGAAUAUGUGGAAACGUUUGCCAACCCUUUCCCAGCUGCUGUCAGAGGUUUUGUUGACGACAUCAUUGAGCCGGCCACAACUCGAAAAAAGAUCUGCAAUGAUCUGGAAAUGCUGGCCAGCAAGAAACAGGUCAAUCCGUGGAAGAAGCAUGCCAACGUUCCUCUGUGACACCAAACCGCCCCGUCUGCGUAUUACCAGGAAGUUGACCUGCUGGUCACCACUCCACUGACCGCAGCAACAACACAUCAUUAUUUCCUGGACUUUUUUUAAAGCAGAUUUUUGGACUUAAAAUGAAUUGUUGCCCCAAUUGCAAAAUCAGGAUAUCUUUAUCAAAGUAUGUUUUAAAUCACAAUAAGCAAAAUAAUCUUGUAGCCAGAUGUCUUUUUAGAUUGUGAUGUCAGCAGUGGCCAUAUUGGCCAUUAUUGUUGAUUACAGUAUAGAAGAUUAAAGUACCGGAUCAUUUCAGCAUCAAAUGAAAACAUACUGAAGUUUCUUGUCCUGUACACGGUUUAGAAAGGUGGACUA